AUGUCGACAGCAACUAGCUCUGUCCGUGCGACAGCCUUGCCUAGUCCUUCAAUCCCCAGCCCGAGCUCUAUCAUCACCUCUUCCAAUGCCAGCACACUUAGUACACCCACAUCCUCGAUUCAACAACCUUUUGAGGAUUUAGAACAAAAAAUAAUCGAUCUUAAGCGGCAUUGGACAUCAAAUGGACAUCCUGGACCUGAUCUUUUGUACAACUGUGUCGAAUACGCGACCUUCAAUCCUCGAUCUUGGGGAUUCAAGGAUCGAUCGGCUUAUGAGCAAAGCCCCUCCAACAACAAGACUGAAUGGAUAGUUCCGCGUACGCCUCCUGUACUCUCAGGAUGGGCAGCAGGUUUACAAUUCGGCCACAUGUCUGGGUAA
This is a messenger RNA of Lobosporangium transversale, 378 nucleotides long. RefSeq lists its product as hypothetical. Bases 1 to 378 code for a protein of 125 amino acids. NCBI's taxonomy places the organism in Eukaryota, Fungi, Mortierellomycota, Mortierellomycetes, Mortierellales, Mortierellaceae. The transcript has a single exon. The record is from RefSeq and is a predicted model, not a curated record.